AUCUCUCCCACCUCAUACUCCUCUCUCUCUUUCUCUCUUUGUCCACCGUUCAUCAUCUUUGGGCGACCCCCCAACCCCCUCCUCCUCUAUCCCACAACGCACGCAAAGUAGCAGAAGCGAAGGAGAGAGAGAGAGAGAGAGAGGGGAGAGAGGGGUGGGGCUUCACUUUCCCAAUUAUUCCAUCUUCAUCUUCUUCAGUGAGACCAAAAAUGAACUCCAGUGAGAGCACCAAUGGCCGCAUCCCUCACCCCCCGCUUCAGGGCCACCAUCACUACUAUCCGCCUCCCCAUUCCUCCUCCUCCUCCUCCUCCAAAGCUUCCUUCAAAGGCUGUUGCUGCUGCCUCUUCCUCCUCUUCACUUUCAUGGCGUUGCUAGUCAUUGCCGUCAUUCUCGUUAUUGUGCUCGCUCUCAAGCCUAAGAAGCCCCAAUUUGAUCUCCAGCAAGUCGGCGUCCAGUACGUCGGCAUCAUCCCCAACUCCGCCGCCGCCGCCGCCGCGGCCUCCGCCUCCGUCUCCCUCAACAUCCGCAUGGUGUUCGCCGCCGCCAACGACAACAAGGUCGGAAUCAAGUACGACGAGUCCCGAUUCACCGUCAUGUACCGCGGAAUUCCACUCGGGCGGGGCAUCGUCCCCGCUUUCUACCAGCCCGCCCACAGUAUCCGCCGGGUCGAGACCACCAUCGUCGUGGAUCGGGUCAGCUUGCUCCAAACGGAUGCCGAUGCUUUGGUCCGCGACGCUAUGGUUAACGACCGGGUCGAGUUGCGGGUCCUCGGCGAUGUCGGGGCUAAAGUCCGGAUCCUCGGGUUCACUUCUCCCGGGGUCGAGGUGUCUGUGGAUUGCACGAUAGCAAUCAGUCCAAGAAAACAAGCUCUCACAUCCAAGCAGUGUGGUUUUGAUGGAUUAAGUGUAUGAAUAUGGCCUACACUUACUUCUUCGUUACACUCUCUCCUCUCUUGCUCCCAAGGAUAGAGAUAGAGAGAGAGAGAGAGGCUGAGUGUUUUUGUCCUCAGUCGCAGAUGGUAAUAGAUGCAAUUGCCUGAAAGAUGAUUAAUCGGUCAGCCACGAAUUGUAUUUAAUUGAGUCUAUUUAUAACACCAAUUUCAGGAAAUUUUGAUUUUGAUCCUCGUUGUAAAGCGUUGGAACUGAUUGCUAAUUCUGCUUUUCUUUCACUCGCCUCAAUUUAACUGUAUACUUACCUCUUUAAUUGUUGAGAACGGCACUUUGUGGUGAAAGUA
Ipomoea triloba (trilobed morning glory) is the source of this 1234-nucleotide messenger RNA. Its product is annotated as NDR1/HIN1-like protein 13. The coding region runs from base 210 to 911 and encodes 233 amino acids. Lineage: Eukaryota; Viridiplantae; Streptophyta; Magnoliopsida; Solanales; Convolvulaceae. Gene Ontology annotation, cellular component: plasma membrane. The transcript has 2 exons. The record is from RefSeq and is a predicted model, not a curated record.